GGCCCGGCCGGGCGGCGUUAGCCAUGGCCGGGGGGCCGGGGCCGCGCCCGGGCGAGCCCGCGGUGCCUGGCGCGCAGCACUUCUUGUACGAAGUGCCGCCCUGGGUCAUGUGCCGCUUCUACAAAGUCAUGGACGCCCUGGAGCCCGCCGACUGGUGCCAGUUCGCGGCCCUCAUCGUGCGCGACCAGACCGAGCUGCGGUUGUGCGAGCGCUCCGGGCAGCGCACGGCCAGCGUCCUGUGGCCCUGGAUGAACCGCAAUGCGCGCGUGGCCGACCUCGUGCGCAUCCUCACACACCUGCAGCUGCUGCGCGCUCGGGACAUCAUCGCGGCCUGGCACCCCCCCACCCCCCUGCCACCCCCGAGCGCCACCGCCCCGGAGCCCAGCGACAGCGGCUCUGCCCCCUCGGAGGCCAAGGCCCCGGGUCCCCGGAAGUGGCAGUCCUCAGCCUCCACCGUGCCCUCCCCAGCUUUGCCAGGCUCCCAGCCCCACUCUGGGCCUGACCUGUGCCCUGUCCCGAGCCCUGCCGCCCACCAGCCACCACUGCCAUCGCCAACCCCUCCCUCCACCAAGCAGCCCAGCGUGGGGUCCCUGCUGCAGGGGCCCGGGCCCGGCCCCUUCUGCUGGCCCCUCCGCGAGAUCGCCCAAGGCACCCACGACUUCUCGGAGGAGCUGCGCAUCGGCGAGGGCGGCUUCGGCUGCGUGUACCGCGCGGUCAUGAGGAACACCACAUACGCCGUGAAGAGGCUCAAGGAGGAGGCCAACCUGGAGUGGACCGUGGUGAAGCAGAGCUUCCUGACCGAGGUGGAACAGCUGUCAAGGUUUAGGCACCCGAACAUCGUAGACUUGGCUGGCUACUGUGCCGAGAGCGGCUUCUACUGUCUCGUCUAUGGCUUCCUGCCCAACGGCUCCCUGGAGGACCGCCUCCACUUUCAGGGCUUCCUGCCUCUCUCGUGGCCACAGAGACUGGACAUCCUGCUGGGCACAGCCCGGGCCAUUCAGUUUCUACAUCAGCACAACCCCAGCCUCAUCCAUGGUGACAUCAAGAGUUCCAAUGUCCUUCUGGAUGACAGGCUGAUGCCCAAGCUGGGGGACUUCGGCCUGGCACGGUUCAGCCGCUUCUCAGGGGCCACACCAGGCCAGAGCAGUGCCGUGGCACGGACACACACAGUUCGAGGCACCCUGGCCUACCUGCCAGAGGAGUACAUCAAGACAGGCAGGCUGGCUGUGGACACAGACACCUUCAGCUUCGGGGUGGUUGUGCUCGAGACCCUGGCCGGCCAGCGAGCCGUGAGGACACACGGGGCCAGGACCAAGUAUCUGAAGGACCUGGUGGAGGAGGAGGCUGAGGAGACCGGGGUGACCCUGAAGAGCGCCCAGACCGAGCUCCAGGCUGCAGACGCCUGGGCCGCGCCCAUCGCUGCCCAGAUCUGCAAGAAGCACCUGGACCCCAGGGCUGGGCUGUGCCUGCCCCAGCUGGGCCUGGCCCUCGGGCAGCUGGCCUGCUGCUGCCUGCACCGCCGGGCCAAGCGGAGACCCCCCAUGACCCAGGUGUACGAGCGGCUGGAGAGGCUGCAAGCAGCUUUGGCUGUGCCUCUCUGGGAGCCAGAGGCCACUGGCCGGGGUCCCCCGUCCCCCCAGGAGAACUCCUAUGUGUCCAGCAGCAGCUCCCAGAGUGAGGGUGCCCCGCCACAGCCCCUGCCAGCACCCUUGGGUGUGCCUGCCCACGCUGCCGCGCAGCCCCGCCAGAGCCCCAACCAGCCUGUGGAGAGCGAUGACAGUCUGUCAGGCCUCUCUGGCAUCCUGCACUCCUGGCACCUGAGCCCCAGCUGCCCCCUGGGGCCCGUGCCCCUCCGAGAGGCUGGCACCGCCCGAGAGUCCAGCUGGGGGAGCAGCCCGGGCCUGGGGCCCACGGCUACAGAAGGGUCCCCCCUGGGCAGCCCUGCCUCCACGUCCCAGCCCCUGCACAUCAUCAUCAACCCAGCCCGGCAGAGGAUGGUGCACAAGCUGGCUCUGUACGAGGGUGGCAUCCUGGACAGCCUGCAGCUGCUGUCAUCCAGCUCUCUGCCAGACUUGAGCCUGGAACCUGGAAACAGACAGGGGCCUGAAGAGAGUGACGAAUUCCAGAGCUGAUGUGUUGCUGGGGCGCGUCCCCAGCCCCGGAAGUCAAAGUUCUCAUGGUCGGAAGUUCUCAUGGGGCAUGGGCCUUCUGCUGCCCCAGGACUGUGGGCACGGGCAGCAUGGUGGCCACACAGUGUGCGAUGUCUCGGGCUGCCCCACGCAGUGCUGCGGUGGGUCCAGCAGGGAAAUCCGAACCCGCAUCCCUGCACUUGGCGCCACAGUCAGGAAGGCAAGCAACAGGCAGAGCCCUGCUGUGGGUGCUUGGUGUCACCACCUGCCGGCCAGGCCACCCUGGGCCACCGCACAUAGCCCCGGCCCAGCCAGGGGCUGUCACCCACUUGGGCAGGAAGUUGCAGAAGCAAGGCCCAUCUGGCGCGAGCAAGUGUCUCUCAUGUCCUCACCAGCGGCCCCGGCGGGUUGCGUUCCAAGCAGCAGUCACACUACAAGGCCAGAAGCUGGGCGUCAGUGACAGCCAGGUUGUCCUUCAGUAAUAAAGACUUCAUCUUCCCA
Heterocephalus glaber (naked mole-rat) is the source of this 2630-nucleotide messenger RNA. It is a transcript of the gene Irak1, whose product is annotated as interleukin 1 receptor associated kinase 1. The record is from RefSeq and is a predicted model, not a curated record. Gene Ontology annotation, cellular component: plasma membrane. Gene Ontology annotation, biological process: protein phosphorylation; signal transduction. Gene Ontology annotation, molecular function: ATP binding; protein kinase activity; protein binding. Lineage: Eukaryota; Metazoa; Chordata; Mammalia; Rodentia; Bathyergidae.